UUUUCUGCCUCGCAGGGCUGUGCUGCGCCCUCCCUUUGGUGAUGCUCCUGAGUCUAAGUGUGAGCCCCGGAGUUCCCAGCACAGUGAAUCCAUGCUGCUAUUUUCCAUGUCAACAUAAAGGCAUAUGUGUCCAGGUUGGCAUGGAAGGGUAUGAAUGCGACUGCACCCGGACCGGCUAUUUUGGCACGAACUGCACUUUGCCGGAGUUCUGGACGAGGUUGCACCGUGCCCUGAAACCAAGCCCCAGUUUCUAUCACUUCAUCCUGACCCACUUCCAAUGGUUUUGGAACAUCAUCAACAACACAUUUAUUCGGGACACGCUGAUGCGGUUGGUGCUGACAAUCCGUGCCAAUCUCAUUCCCAGCCCACCCACCUACAAUUCUGCCUAUGGAUACAUCAGUUGGGAAGCCUAUGCCAACGUCAGUUACUUCACUCGUGUCCUCCCACCAGUGCCCAGCGACUGCCCCACUCCUAUGGGAGCCAAAGGGCCAGUGCAGCUUCCUGAUGCAGAGCUGGUAGCGGAGCAGUUUUUCCUGCGCAGGACAUUCCAGCCUGACCCUCUGGGGACAAACUUGAUGUUUGCUUUCUUUGCCCAGCACUUCACGCACCAGUUCUUCAAGACAUCAGGCAAAAUGGGUCAUGGUUUCACCCGGGCUCUGGGACAUGGGGUGGAUCUUGGGCACAUCUAUGGGGACAAUUUGGAGCGCCAGCACAAACUCAGACUCUUCCAGGAUGGGAAGCUGAAGUACCAGAUGGUUAACGGGGAGAUGUAUCCACCUACAGUGAUGGAAGCUCCAGUGCACAUGAUCUAUCCAAAGCACAUCCCCCCAGAGAAGCAGCUUGCUGUGGGCCAAGAGGUCUUUGGCCUACUCCCGGGCCUCAUGAUGUAUGCCACCAUCUGGCUGCGGGAGCACAACCGUGUCUGUGACAUACUGAAGAAGGAACACCCAACCUGGGAUGAUGAGCAGCUGUUCCAGACCACAAGGCUUAUCCUCAUUGGUGAGACCAUCAAAAUUGUAAUUGAAGACUAUGUCCAACAUCUCAGUAACUACUACUUACGUCUGAAAUUCGAUCCAGAGCUCCUUUUUGGGGUGCAGUUCCAAUAUCGGAACCGAAUUGCUGUGGAAUUCAACCAGCUCUACCAUUGGCACCCACUGAUGCCAGACAGCUUUAUCAUCAAGAACAAGAAGUAUGGCUAUGACCAGUUUGUCUACAACACCACCAUGCUCACAGAUUACGGCGUGGAGGCUCUUGUCGAGGCUUUCUCCAGACAGCAAGCUGGGCAGAUUGGAGGGGGGAGGAAUGUCCACAGUCAGCUUCUGAAUGUGGCCAUUGGGGUCAUUGAGGAAUCACGCCUGCUGCGCCUCCAGCCCUUCAAUGAAUACCGGAAGAGAUUUGGCAUGCAGCCCUACAUGUCCUUCCAAGAACUCACAGGGGAAGAGGAGAUGGCAGCUGAGCUGGAAGAGGUAUAUGGAGACAUAGAUGCCUUGGAAUUCUACCCUGGCUUGCUGGUGGAGAAGAGGCAACCCAAUGCCAUUUUUGGUGAGAGCAUGGUGGAGAUCGGGGCCCCCUUCUCCUUGAAAGGGCUCUUGGGGAAUCCUGUCUGCUCUCCUGAGUACUGGAAGCCCAGCACAUUUGGCGGUGCCACUGGCUUUGAGAUGGUGAACACAGCAUCACUUCAGAAACUUGUAUGUCUGAAUGUGAAGAAGUGCCCGUAUGUGGCUUUCCGGGUACCAGAAAGUGACAUGGAGGAAAUGGCAGCAGGCAGCAGCUCUGGGGAGAAGCAGCCAUCUUCUGAGCUUUAGAACUGGACUUGGCAGCUGAUCACCAGCCAGCCAGCAAGUUUUGAUCACUUUUGAUAGCAAAGGGCACCCAUGUAUGAUGGUUGGCAGGCUGGCAAAGAAAUAAAAGGGCACUGUGCCCCUCCUCCCUAUCAUCAUGCUCCCCUGUAGCAGAAUAAAAGGACCACUUAUAGUUGGGGAAGCAUCCAAGGAGGAGGCUGUGAUGUUUUUGAGAAAUGAAAGCCCACUAGGAUUCAUCUCCAGCAGAAAAGUCCCUGCUCCCCCCUCACCUCCUUGAACCCUCCUCUCCUUCAUGCACUAAGCUACUCUCAAGCCCUCCAUUGCAGGAGGAAUGUCGCUGUACACCAUUGUCCCCCAAAUACUUGGAAUUCUGUUCUCUGGAGUUGUGUUGAUAGUUAGAAUUCCCAGAAACUGCUUCUGCCUUUUUAAACUUGUCAUGUAGACAAUCCCUAGAAGCCAAAGCUUGUGAGAUCCAAGGGGGAGGAAGACUUUCUGGAAUGCCUCCAGUUUAUGUAUUUUUGCUGCAAGGAGGGUUGAAAAGAGAGGGAGACAACAUCUGAUAGUGGGAAUCAAAGUGGGAUGGAGAGUGUGACUUUUGUGGGGGGGCAGGGGGAGAAAGAUCUGUACUUUGUUUAAUCCAAUGGAGCCAAUGGAAAGGGCUGGAGUUGGCCUCUAACUGCAGUUGUAAUAAUUUUGUCAGUAGCCACGUGCUGGACACACAGCAAAUGCUCUCACAAAUGCUCCUUGGUUCACCAAGCUCAUUUUUUCUUCUAAUUUUCAUUGUUCUCUUUAUUAUAAUCAAGUAUGCAUUUGUUUUCUUUAUUCCACUUGCUUCAAUGCAAAGCACAUUUCCAGCUGUUGCUUUCCCCCUGCGCCAACCAACUGCGAUGAAAUUCUCAGGGACUCUGUCCUUGCCAAUGGGAUCCUUCCUGCUAGAUUUCAGGAAAAUUAGACAUGUUUUUAUAAGCAAUCAAAUUCUCACCUACGGAGCAGAUUAAGAUGUUGAAGCAACCUGGUGUAGCUGCUCACAAGCAGAAACAUGGUGGGGUGGAUGUCUAUAUUUAAAUAAAGAGGAAGUGCAUGAGUGAGAAAAACUAAAUCCUGUUUAAAAGAAGCACUGGUGCUUGAAGCAUUUUUCACCAGUCUAAUCUUCAACACCGAUCAGUUUUCCAUCCUACUUAGUGGCAAGAUCAAUAUAACAGUGCUCACUGGAGAACAUCUGUGUCACUAUCCUCAUUAUUCACCCUCUGACCUUCUUGAACUCUUAGCCAGAGAACCAAGGGUCAGAGUAACAGGUAGAUCCAAAUGUUUCUAACUAUCACCCACCACUGUCGUUAAUAUUUUAAUUCAGGUUAGUUAUAAUAAAGUUAUAGUCAAAUUAGUUAUAUUGAAGAUGAGGGAGUGUUCCAUUAAGGUUUAGAUAAGGAACAUGCAACCAAACAAUUACUAGUCUGCGUGGCUCCACCACUCAAGCCCCCUCCCCCACACAUUUAAGUUUUGAGACUGAAUCUUAACUUCUACCAGUUAUGGGCUUUGUCAUUCAGCCUGGUCACAACAGUAGGUGCAUCAUGGCAAAAAAUGUGUUGAGAAGGGAAUCCUGGAAAAGACAGAACCCCAGGAACAGAAGCAGCCACAUGUGAAGCUGCUGAGAUCAUCAGAACUUACGUCCAUUGUAACUCAGUUACUAUCUCCUUGCAAAAGGCCUUAAAUUCUACCCCUGGAGAUGCCAGGACCUAAAUCUUGAACCUCUGCUAUGCAAAACAUAUGCUCCACUAUUGAGCCAUGACUAUCAGUCCUUUGACUCAGCUAGCUGAAUAUUGUCUCCAUUGAUGGACAGAAGCUCUGCAAGGUCAGACAAAGAAAGGUCCUUCCCAACCCUUGCCAUCUGAGAUCUAUUAGCUGGAGAUACCAGGGAUUGAACCCUGGACUUUCUGCAUGCAGAAUAGGUGCUUCUCAACUGAGCUAUGGACCCUCUCCAAAGAGGACAUAAUGUAGUUGGUAAAGCUACAGGAAAGGCAGAGCAUGGUAUAGUGAUGGGGAACAAACCUCGCUUUGAGGAAGAUAUGAUAGCAUGAAUAUUUUAUGUACCCUGGAAUCUUCAUGGCUUCAUUUGUGGUCAACAGGCUAUUCCUUGACAGAGAAAUGUAGCUGGAUCCUUUCCCUGAGUCUCCAAACAAAAAGUGACAUUAUUCACCACAGGUGUAUUGUCCUCUCUGUGUUUUAGCGUGGUCACAAAAAUGUCCAUGAUCCUCCAGAGGGAGGUGCAGAUCAGUCAGAUUGAUACAGAGGGCUACAACCUGGGUUUUAUCUUGAGAUUUGUUCUCCCCCAUGUUCACAUCCUGGCUAUGCUACUGUAACACUAUGUGUGGCUGCCUUGGAAGAUUGUUUGGAAAUUCCAAAUGCUACAAUAAGUGGCAACAGUGCAUUACAGUGUAGAGAAAGCAUUGUAUCAGUUUUAACAGAACUGCUUUACUGCUUGUUUGCAUGUAGGCCUAAUUUAAACUGUUCUAUGUCCUAACCAAUCUGCAACCAGAGCACUUGAAGGAUCUCUGCUCUCACAUGAACCUGCCCAUCAAUUAAGAUCAAACAUCAGAGGACUGUGCAUAAGGCUGGACAGCAACCACAGGCUGUGCCUUCUCCGUGGUGGCACCUUGACAAUGAAAAACCCUGAAGUUGCCUGAUGUCUGGCCUUUUGUGCCUUAAGAACCAGAUGAAAAACCUCUUUGUUUUCCCCAGCUUUCUGCUAACAGCACUGUCAAUUCUGUUUUGUUUGGGUUUCAUGUUUAGACUUGUUGAAACGUUUUCAAGCACCCUGCUGAAGUUUUUUCACUCUGCUUUUUCAUGCUGCUAUUUUUGUUCUGCUGUAUCACUGUUUGUACUGAUUUUUAUUAGUGUAAUUAGUUUUAUAACAAAUGUUUAUGAUUUUUUCUUUUAAAUCUUAUAAGCCAAUUCAGGCAUAUUUUAGAGCACAAUUUUUUAAAAAAUCCAAAUAAAUAGCUAUUUUUAUAUAGCUGAUUGAA
This is a messenger RNA of Heteronotia binoei (common prickly gecko), 4822 nucleotides long. RefSeq names its product prostaglandin-endoperoxide synthase 1 (gene PTGS1). Gene Ontology annotation, biological process: response to oxidative stress; cyclooxygenase pathway. Gene Ontology annotation, cellular component: cytoplasm; neuron projection. Bases 42 to 1805 code for a protein of 587 amino acids. The transcript is spliced from 10 exons. Gene Ontology annotation, molecular function: heme binding; oxidoreductase activity, acting on single donors with incorporation of molecular oxygen, incorporation of two atoms of oxygen; peroxidase activity. Lineage: Eukaryota; Metazoa; Chordata; Lepidosauria; Squamata; Gekkonidae. The record is from RefSeq and is a predicted model, not a curated record.